Molecule: messenger RNA, 746 nt
Organism: Nilaparvata lugens (brown planthopper)
Lineage: Eukaryota; Metazoa; Arthropoda; Insecta; Hemiptera; Delphacidae
Exons: 3
Coding region: 65-475 (136 amino acids)
Source: RefSeq, a predicted model, not a curated record
UGUUCUACAGCAUGAGACCAGAAUCUUAGAAGAACAAGCAUUCCAAUAAGAUCCAACAACCAUAAUGGAAACAAUUGGAGAAAACUCGACUAAUCGGAGUGAUUCGGGUGAUGAUUUUGAAGGAUUUGAUGGCUUAUGUGAUGCUCAAAAAACGGUGAGAAAAUUCGAAUGUAUUCAAGAGGCAAUAAGGGAGUGGAAGUGUGCCUUUACUAGAAAUGACAAAGAUUCAUGCUUCAAAAAAGACUGUUACGUGGAAAAUGAAAAAUAUACAUGUAAGUAUUGUGUAGAUGGAAGUCGAGAAAUGUUCCGUGAAGAAAAUAACAAUUACAAGAAAAAUGCUUCAUCUUUUAUCUUUGAUAAAAAACCACCGAAGAAGAAAUUUCUACAGAAGUGUCAUAUCGAGUCUGAUACUACUAACGAAAUUGGCAAUUUGGAAAAAGAAAAUCCUGAUAUAGAAUCCCACUCAGAUAACUAAAUAUCCAAUAGAAUAGGGCUGCAACCAACCCUUACAUUAGAUAACAAAAUAGCUAAUCGAAUAGGACUGCAACCAACUCUUUCAUUGGAAUACAAAAAUCACUGUCCAUUUUGCUCUGUUCUAAUAAGUGGAUAUCAUAAGUAUUCAAAACAUGUUUUAGAUCAUAGAACAAAAGCAGAUAGUUGUAAUGCGGUUAAUCAACUUCCUAAUGAACAAACAAUACCAAACAGAGGCUUUUCAACUAAUGAAAAUUCGGAAAAGGACGAGGAAA